Molecule: messenger RNA, 5628 nt
Organism: Beta vulgaris subsp. vulgaris (sugar beet)
Lineage: Eukaryota; Viridiplantae; Streptophyta; Magnoliopsida; Caryophyllales; Amaranthaceae
Exons: 18
Coding region: 743-4465 (1240 amino acids)
Cellular component (GO): Set1C/COMPASS complex
Molecular function (GO): protein binding; histone H3K4 methyltransferase activity
Source: RefSeq, a predicted model, not a curated record
GUGAAAGCUGAAAUGCUCUAACGGAGUUUUAAGCAUCGGUCCUUUUUUCCUAUGCCAUACUACAAAGUUAGAGGUAGAUUGAGAUUGCUCCAUUCGAACAAAUCCCUUUUAAGAAUUAGGCCAUGAUUGAGUACGAAGAAAGGUUAAUUUUCGAGUAGGAGACACAAUAGAUUCAAUAGGAUUAUGCUUUUGGUUAAUCGAAUAACUAGGUGGCUGGAAGGAAAGUUUUUACAAGAUGAAGAAUAAAAUUAUAGAGAGAGAAAGAAAUGUGUUAUAGAGAGAGAACCUCUCGAUAUCUAAUAAUCUUUCUAGAACUCUUAUUCUUCUUGAUACAUCCUUGUUAAUUUUGACUUUAAUUUGAAAAAAUUUCUAAUCAAUACUUUUUUUUAAGCUUCAAAUGCCUCGUUUUUCACAAGAAGAAAAAAAAAGGAAAAGAGAGGAUAUAGCAAGUCUCUCUAAAGUCUCCCCUCAAAAAAAAAAAAAAAGUCUAUCUAAAGUCUAACCCUAAACCAAUAACCAUCGAAUCGAUUAAAUCUCCUCUCUCUCUCUCUCUCUCAAUCCAUCCAUCCAACUUUUCCUCGGAAAACAUAACAAUUCAACUAUUAUUAAUUCACCUUCAAUUGAAAGGUUCAUACGAUUAGUGAGAGAAACUUUUUUUGCGAGCAAAUUAAUCUCUAGAUCGAAACUCAAAUCUUCCACAAAAGAUUGAAGUUUAUGGUAUUGAAGUGAUUGCGACGGACAAAUGCCAUCGACUUUGAGCACAGAGAGAAAUUGCCAAGUGAAUUUGAUUGGCGAUACGGAUGCCGUCUCUCAUGCUUCUGGUGUUGCUGGAAUUGCAUACCCAGAGAAGAGUUGUAAUGGAAAUGGCUUGUCGGAUUAUGUGACCGGAUGGAUGUAUCUUAAUGAGCAAGGCCAGAUGUGUGGGCCUUAUCUUCAGCAACAGUUGUUUGAGGGCUUGUCAACGGGGUUUUUGCCGGAUGAGCUUCCUGUUUAUCCUAUUGUGAAUGGUGCAUUACUCAAUCCUGUGCAGUUGAAGUUCUUUAAGCAGUAUCCUGACCAUGUUGCCACAGGAUUUGCGUAUCUUGCAAGAGAUACGUCUGAUGUGUCCACAACCACCAACUGCCAUGUUGCUGUAGUUGGGCAAGAUACCCCUAAAGAUUCUGUUUCAGUUUUGCAUAGUUAUGAUCAACAAAGUUAUGCAAAUCAUAACUCUUACGGCUCUAAUGUGAUAGUGUCGGACUCAAACUUAGCUCCAGGGAUCACUAUGGCUCCGCAGCAGGCACUUUCUUGGAGUGAAAGAUGUUGGGUAUUCCUGGACGGAUAUGGGACAGCUAUGGGACCACAUUCUCUUUCAGAUCUUUGCUAUUGGCAUCAGUAUGGUUAUCUACACAGUUCAGUUAUGAUACGUCAUAUGGAUAAUAACUGUAGUCCUUUCACUCUGCUGUCUUUGAUUAAUGCAUGGAGGAAAGAGAGUUUAUCAUCAGUGUCUGCAUCAGAGAUUAAAAAUACUGGCUCGUCGGAACUUAUAUCAGAAAUAUCGGAAGAAAUUGGGUCUCAAUUGCAUGAUGGAAUCAUGAAGUCAGCUCGCCGGUUUGUUUUUGAUGAACUAAUUGCCAAUGUCAUUGUGGACUUUGUUGCUAUGAAGAAGACUCAGAAACAAAUCAAGAGCGAACAUGUUUCUGAGGAUUCCAGAAAGUGCUCGCUUGAAUUUGAAAGGACCAAAGCCAAUGCUGAGCAAAGGAAUACUUUUGCUUCAAGUGUUGCAACAGUUUCCUGCCCGGGUGAUGUCUCAACUUCUUCAAAUUCAGCUAAUUUUGAGGAGUCUUGCAACGUCCAGAACAUAAAAUGUAUUGGCAGUUUUGAGAAUUUUCAGGUGGCCAGAAAAGCCAUCAGCCAGAUGCUUUUUGACUACUGUAUGCCGGUUUUGUGGAAUGCUGUUUUUUAUGAACCUGUUGCAAAUUCUGCACUCACUUGGAGAAAUAAUAAACGAUGGUCACAUAACAGUACUGAAGGAGCAGCUGUUUUGGAUGAAAUCUCCACUGGUUUCCAGAAGACCGCAGAAGUUAAAACCGAUGUUAGAGAGCUGGGUGCACCUGCUGUGGAACUUGAUUGUCCCCCCGGAUUUCAUGUUAUUGUGCAGGAUAAGUUAUCUAAAUCCAGUGCUCAGCAUCAUGGUGAAGACAGGGAAGGGUUAUUUGCUAGGGUAGAAGAGGAACUUUUCAUGUCUGCAAAAACAUCCAUGGUUGAUUUCCUGGAUAUUAUUGUUGAAAAUGAAGUUUAUAAGCUAUCUAGGCGCGUGAAGAAUAAUGUAAUAAGUGAGGUAAUUGCAAAAUUGAGUUUGAUGGUUCCUGUUGAAAUGUCGGGACUAUUGUGUAAUGACAUCGAUAGUGGAGAACAUGCUGCUUUGAAGAUGGUCCAGGGGAUGGACUCUGGAUGCAUCUGCAUCGAUGAAUCUCAGAUCCUUUCACAAGAGAUUAAAUCAUUAGAUCAGCCUGCUGUGUCUCUGCACAAGCACCCUUCAUCUGAUUUUCUUGGAAUCAGCUUCAGGAGAUUGGGUGCACCUUCUAGCACAGCAAUGGAUGAUUGUUCAACUGAUGAACCACUGCCCCCUGGAUCUGCUGAUUCGGCAGUUGAGCCUUCUCUUGAUCAAUUGAAGAUUCCUAUUGAGGCAAUAAGAUCUUGUCAGACAGCUGAUCCACCAUACGGAUAUGAUUCAUCUGACUUCAUAGGAAGUGCUUUCAAGAGAAUGGGUAUGCCUUUCUUCAGUGAAACUGAUGAUCAAAGAACUGAUGAGCCCGCAAUUUUUGGAUUUGGGUGUAAUAAGAAAGAUAUGGUUUCAUCAAGCAGCUUCAAGUUCCGGCAGUUAGGGUUAGUUGAGAGCAUUCCCAAGCAGAAGAAGUUUAUGGUCUUGGCUUUAUGCCGCCAAAAGUUGCAUGAUGAUGUGCUCAGAGAGUGGCUAUCCUCUUUUGAUGAUGAUAUGCGUCUCUUAUUGAAGCAACGUGAUCUUGUUCAGGAGGAAGUCAGUAUCGGAAGUGAAAAAUUUCAUAAAAUAAACCCUUCCAUGCAGUCUGAGCUUGACCUUCUUAUGGAAAGAUCAAAGAGUUGUCACAGCUCGGGGCCAUCUGAAGUUUCAGUUGUUGAAGAGUUUACUUAUUCACGGCGAAAGAAAGUGCUUAAUAAAUCAGGAGCUGAGCCAAGUUCUCCACCUUUACGGGAUAUUAAGCUACGCCAUCAAUCAUUGAUGAAGUUUGGAAAACCAAAGAGUUCCAAGAGUGUUUCUGGAUCAGCAGCUUCAGGUAUUGUAAAUUUAAAGCACAAGGCUAAAGGAUUGUGCCUGAAGGAAACAGGAUCAUUCACCGAAACUUCUAAAAUGGGAGCUGUGAAACGAAAUUUAGCCAGAAAUUGUCAAUCAAUCAGGUCGUCUAAUGGUCAAAAACUGCAAAAGAUUGCUGGGCCUUCUCAGAGCACUGUUUCUUUGGAGGAUCCGGAAUAUGGAGUAGAAAGGGUUACAAGUGUAGAAGCGGAUAUGAAAGAUAAUAUCCUUAGUGGCAGCAGCACCCAUAAGACUGCCAACAAGGAUAAAUUCGCUGCUGAUCGUCCCCAAAGGAUGAAGCAAGCAACUACAAUAUUGAAGCUGAAAAGAAAGAAUUUGGUUGAUGAUUCACCUUCACAUCCAUCAAAAUUUCCGAAGCUUGUGGAUGAUGAUGCAAAGCAAGCAGCUUUGAAAAAGGCUGGAAAAAGCACUAAGUUGAGCAAGUCCAAGAUGUCUAGUUCCUGUCCAGUGUCUAAGGGUUGUGCUCGAUCUUCAAUUGAUGGAUGGGAAUGGCAUAACUGGUCCUUACAUGCAAGACCUGCUGAAAGAGCUCGUGUCAGGGGAAUUAAAAUAACUACAAUGCAGCGUUUUACUUCUGAUAUCAAUGUUUCACAUUCAUCACAUGUUAAGGGAAUCUCUGCUAGGACCAACCGAGUUAAAAUGCGGAACCUACUAGCAGCAGCAGAGGGUGCUGAGCUAUUAAAGGCUUCUCAAUUAAAGGCUAGGAAAAAGCGUCUACGUUUCCAACGGAGUAAGAUUCACGAUUGGGGUCUUGUUGCACUGGAACCAAUUGAAGCAGAGGAUUUUGUCAUUGAAUAUGUUGGGGAACUAAUUCGACCUCGGAUAUCUGAUAUCAGGGAACGGGAAUAUGAGAAGAUGGGUAUAGGCAGCAGUUACCUUUUCAGACUGGAUGAUGGUUAUGUGGUUGAUGCUACAAAACGUGGUGGAAUUGCUAGAUUCAUAAACCAUUCAUGUGAGCCUAAUUGUUACACCAAAAUUGUAAGUGUUGAGUGCCAAAAGAGGAUAUUUAUCUAUGCAAAACGGCAUAUAUCUGCUGGUGAAGAGAUCACGUAUAAUUACAAGUUUCCGCUCGAGGAGAAAAAGAUCCCAUGUAAUUGUGGUUCUAAAAGGUGCCGUGGUUCAAUGAAUUAAAUGGAUUUGAGGCUCGUAUUUCAUUGCAGGUGUCCUGUCAGUAGAAACUUAUCCAUGCUUGACACCAGGAUUUGAGUUCAAUGGCUACCAAAGGUGAAGAGCUAUCAAGUCAUGUGCACUUAUGUAGAUGGUCUGUCAACUGCAGAUGAGUUUCUACCCUUGGAAACUGAGUACAUGAAUCUCCAAUGGACUUACUAUUUGCCGGGGGGCCAGUUCUUAUAUCUUUGUGCAAAAUCAUCUGCGUAUUGGCAAAAUUCGGGCGUGAACCUUAACUUGCAAAGCUUCCCUCAACUUAUCCGCUAGUUCUCAUUCGUGUGUGGUUUUUAUUAAAUUUUCAAUCUGAAAAACCAUCGAGAAAGUUCAGGCAAUGAUCCAGACGAUUUCACGAGCAAUGGGGUUAAAGCAUUUCAGUGGUGUUUUAUCUCUGAACGUUAAAUGAACUGAAAUGUCACAAACGGCAAAGAAUUAGUGAGAGUUCACUUUCAACUUAAACUUCUCUUUCAGAAAACAAUUAGCUGAAACAAGAAAAUAUUAACCAAUCUCGUAGAGCCCAUUAAAUCAUCUAUUCUUGAGGGAAUCAUGGUUAUAAUGAGUUAUAAACCAUUUCUUAUAUACUUCCUCCGUUUCAAAAUAAGUGCAACAUUUGCAUAGUGUUUACUAUUCACAGUUUAAACUUUAAUUAGGUUUGGUGAUUUACAUUUUAGGAAAAACAUAGUCAUGUAGGAUCUUGUUAGAUUUGUCUGAAUGUGAAUUUUUUUAAUAUCAACUUUUUAUAAUUUUUAGUUAUUGAUAAUUGAAGAUAUUAAUGGUUAAAAUAAUGUAUUGGCAAACGUGAAAACAAGAAAUGUUGCACUUAUUUAGAAACGGAGGAAGUAGUUUUUAAUUUGUAUUUUCCAUCAUUCCCAUGAGAAUAGAGUAUAAUUUAGUCCACAAUUCGAGUUUAGUUUAUCGUCAUAAGAAAAAAUGGCAUAUAAAGAAAUUUCGCAAACAUUAAUGGACAAUCCAAAAGGGAAACUGGGCAAGCAUAAAGGGACGGAGGGAGUAAGCGAUAAAAUGUGGCUAGAUUAUUCUAGUAUUGCCUCCCAGUUUUUUGUGUUGUAAGGACAAAUUUUGGUUCAAUAAGUUUUUAGUAGAAUUGCAUGUGUAAGCUGCAUUCCACUUAC